Molecule: messenger RNA, 1204 nt
Organism: Temnothorax curvispinosus
Lineage: Eukaryota; Metazoa; Arthropoda; Insecta; Hymenoptera; Formicidae
Product: serine protease snake-like
Exons: 6
Coding region: 432-1133 (233 amino acids)
Biological process (GO): proteolysis
Molecular function (GO): serine-type endopeptidase activity
Source: RefSeq, a predicted model, not a curated record
GAGGUCAUUCUCGUCGUGCACUUCACGAUAAAUCAGCCGAUCGUAUACGCGAUUCCAUUCCCGUCUUCGAGGAAGAUCUUGCGUUCGGCAAAACGCUCUUAACGACGGAUGAUUAAGAGGCAAUCAGUUGUCGCGUGCCGCCAGCGAUCUGUUAUAGGAACUGAAAUCUCUGUAAUUCCCUGUGUGAUUUCGAUCGAAAUCGCUGUAAUUCCGGUAGUUUCGAUUUUUAAUGUGCGAAUCUUCCACGCAAAUUAUCGUCACGAAGAACGAUAAUAAAAUAAUGUAAGGAAUACGCCGAUCUGGUUUACGAGACCGAGAAAUCGCCGACUUUACGUAUCAAUGCCGGCUCGAAUAGAGUUUCCCGCUGCGCCGUCGUCGAGACACCUUUAAUUAUCGGCGGAAUCCAAGCGAAACCAGCGGAAUUUCCGCAUAUGGCGGUGAUCGGUUAUGGCAAGCACGACGUGUCCUGGCAAUGCGGAGGAAGCAUCAUCUCCGAGAAUUUUAUUCUAACCGCGGCGCACUGUAUGGAAUCCCCGGACAAGGGUCCCGCAAGCAAAGUGCGAGUCGGCUUAAUUGAUUUGGUAAUUCCGGGCGACGCUAUGCAGGAGAGAGACGUCGCGGAAAGAAUUAAGUAUCCGGAGUACAAGUCUUCGGUCAAGUACCACGAUAUAGCGUUACUCAAGCUCGACCAUCCGCUGGAAUUGAAUCCUCGAGUGCGACCCGCAUGCCUCGAAACAAACUCCCAGAUACCGGGCAAAAGCGCUAUUGCUUCUGGGUUUGGAAAAACAUCCUACGAAUCCAAUAUUGGUAGCAACGAAUUGAUGAAGGUCCAGUUGAAUUACAUUUCCGAUGAUAACUGCAAAAAGGCUUACGCCGAAGAUAUUGGCACUCGACGGCUGCCAGACGGCUUGAUAUCGAGCUUCCUUUGCGCCGGUAUAAUGGAGGGCGGCAAAGAUACCUGUCAGGGUGACAGUGGUGGUCCAUUGCAAAGAGUUCUCGCAGAACCUUACUGCAUGUACAGCAUCGUGGGUGUGACGAGCUUCGGCAAGUUCUGCGCCUUUAAAGAUUCGCCCGCGAUAUACACUCGAAUUAGUUCUUAUCUCGAUUGGAUUGAGAAUACCGUUUGGCCGUAAAAAUCGAACAUGAAAACCGGAUCAAUAAACGCGCGGAUCUCGAAAUUUAAUUUCAAUUAACAGUUUCGAUG